This is a messenger RNA of Tigriopus californicus, 1498 nucleotides long. RefSeq names its product arrestin domain-containing protein 4-like. Gene Ontology annotation, cellular component: cytoplasm. The record is from RefSeq and is a predicted model, not a curated record. Lineage: Eukaryota; Metazoa; Arthropoda; Copepoda; Harpacticoida; Harpacticidae. Gene Ontology annotation, biological process: protein transport. Bases 262 to 1398 code for a protein of 378 amino acids. The transcript is spliced from 5 exons.
GAAAGGGGAAAAAAUGUUGGCUCGCUUAUGAUGGGCUUAAAUUUGUUCUUAUUGGGACAUAUUUGGUUGAUACGCACGUUGUUCUUUGACUCGGUUGCUAAGAUCUCUUCUUUAGGCGCCAGACACUUUCUUUUAAGACAAUGCUUGGCUCUACUGGAGUACUGUCAAGGAAACCAAGUAUAAACAAAGCAAUUCCUUGCUCUCAAAAAUUCAAGCAAUUGAGAAAGGUAUCAUUCCGUUGACUUCUGGAGACGGGUGAACAUGCCGAUGUCUUUGCUAAAGGACGGUAUUGACAAUGUCGUAGUGACAUUCGACAAUGAAUCUGCCACCUAUCGUGCUGGGACCGAAAUGACCGGGGUCAUAGCAGUUUUCUGUGAGGACACUACCCCCGUUCGCGGAAUUCGUCUCAAGAUCAAUGGAAGAUUGAACAUAUUUUGGCGAAAAAUUGAUGGUGGGAGCACGAUUGAAUACACCGAAAUUGAGGACUAUCUUGAUAGAGAUCUGACAGUUUGGGCUCCCAAUCCCAAGAAGAGAGAUGAGAUGUGGAUGUUCCCGGGUCAUCACGUCUAUCCUUUUAAGUUUUGCUUACCAAUAGAUCUCCCAGAUACCCUGGAAGACUCUCGUUAUGGAAAGAUUCAAUAUGAUGUGAAAGCUGGUGUCUAUUUAACUCAAGGGCGUGUGACUUAUUCCCUUGAAGAGCCUUUCCACAUAAUCUCAACUCAAGAUCCAGCCUUCACACAACCCACAGAAGAGGAGAUGCCAAAGGAAAAUUAUGCAUAUGCCACUAUUGGGGGAACUUGUUUCUUGAAGAAAACUCAUGUGGAAUUGUACAUGAAAUUGGAUCAAAAUAUCUUCAAGCUUGGUGAUACCAUUCCAGUUCACGUAGAGUGCCGUUUAGAGGGAGGAAAUGCUGAUGUUGAUAAGGUUACUGUAUUACUGGUGCAAGAGGCCAUUUAUACCGUGGGGCAUGGGACAAAAGACGUAUCGAAAAAAAAGGAACGGUUGGUCGUUGCAGAGGCAGUCGAUGAGGAGGACACAGAUGUGGGAAAGAUACAAAACUACGAUCUUAAUUUGAAUAUAAACGACAGAAUGCCCCUAACCGACUUUCCUUGGUGUGACUUCAUCGAUAUCGGGUAUUCUGUUCACGCAGUUGCAAGAACACAUUCAUUUUACGACGACAUCGUGGUGAAGCUACCUAUUAUCAUUGGACCCAAAACGAAUGACAGCGAUGUGAUUUCCAAUGAAGAAAUCCUGGAGGCUCCCAUCAAUGAUCUUCUAACCGAAGAAAUUCAAGAAGAAAGUGACAACGAACGUAUUGAAGACAACCCUGGAAAAGAUUUGGAUGAUGAGAGUCUUCAUAACGAAGCGCAAGCCAUCUUGAACGAUUUGGAAGAAUGACCUAAAUUGAACAACUUUUGUGAUUGAGAACGUAGGAACGAUGACAAGUUUGGAAAGCAUGUAAUAUUUUACCAACAAAUAUAAAACAUUUUUAUCACAA